AUGCUGGACCUGGUGAUCCUGGACCAGUUCCUGUCCAUCCUGCCCCCACCCAUGGAGAGCUGGGUCAAGGAAUUGGCUGAUGGUCCCCAGAAAAAGCCCAAGGGUGAACCACAACACCUUCUGCUUGACGGGAAACAGCAGAAAAGAAAUUCUGGAACAAAAAGGAAGAGGGAAAAUGAAUGCUCUGCUUCUCAGGCUGCUGAAUCCCAGGUGUUUGAUACACAGCGGAGACUCCACACAAGAGAGAAACCUGAUAAAUGCUUGGAUCAUAGAAGGAGCUUUGCUUGGAAGGGAGAUGGUACUGGCCAUCAAGGUAUCCACACUGGGGGGAAACCGAAUACAUGCUUGCAUUGUGGAAAGAGCUUUGCGCAGAGUUCAUAUCUUACUGUCCACCAACGUAUCCACACUGGGGAGAAACCUUUUAAAUGCUUGCAGUGUGGAAAGAGCUUUGCUUCAAGUUCAGAGCUUACUAUCCAUCAGCGUGUCCACACGGGCGAGAAACCUUAUAAAUGCUUGCAGUGUGGAAAGAGCUUUGCUAAGAGUUCACACCUUAUUAGACAUCAGCAUAUCCACACUGGGGAGAAACCUUAUAAAUGCUUGCAGUGUGGAAAGAGCUUUGCUAAGAGUUCACACCUUAUUAGACAUCAGCAUAUCCACACUGGGGAGAAACCUUAUAAAUGCUUGUGGUGUGAAAAGGGCUUUGUUGAGAGAGCAGAGCUUAGUAGACAUCAGUAUAUCCACACUGGGGAGAAACCUUAUAAAUGCGUGCAGUGUGGAAAGAGCUUUGUUCGGAGUUCACAGCUUACUGUCCAUGAGCGUAUCCACACUGGGGAGAAACCUUAUAAAUGCUCGCACUGUGCAAAGAGCUUUGCUAGGAGUUCACAACUUAUUGUCCAUCAGCGUAUCCACACUGGGGAGGAACCUUAUAAAUGCUCGCACUGUGGAAAGAGCUUUGCUGGGAGUUCACAGCUUACUGUCCAUCAGUAUAUCCACACGGGGGAGAAACCGUAUAAAUGCUUGCAGUGUGGAAAGAGUUUUCGUGGGAGUUCACAUCUUAUUGUCCAUCAACGUAGCCACACUGGUGAGAAACCUUACAAAUGCUUGCAAUGUGGAAAGAACUUUGCUCAGAAUGCACACCUUACUAUCCAUCAGCGUAUCCACACUGGGGAGAAACCUUAUAAGUGUUUGCAGUGUGGAAAGAGCUUUGCUUCAAGGUCAGAGCUUACUUCCCAUCAGCGUAUCCACACUGGUGAGAAACCUUAUAAAUGCUUGCAGUGUGGAAAGAGCUUUGCUGGGAGUUCAAAGCUUACUAGACAUCAACGUAUCCACACUGGGGAGUAA
Molecule: messenger RNA, 1341 nt
Organism: Euleptes europaea (tarantolino)
Lineage: Eukaryota; Metazoa; Chordata; Lepidosauria; Squamata; Sphaerodactylidae
Product: zinc finger protein 664-like
Exons: 3
Coding region: 1-1341 (446 amino acids)
Biological process (GO): central nervous system development; regulation of transcription by RNA polymerase II
Cellular component (GO): nucleus
Molecular function (GO): RNA polymerase II cis-regulatory region sequence-specific DNA binding; DNA-binding transcription factor activity, RNA polymerase II-specific
Source: RefSeq, a predicted model, not a curated record